CCGCGGGCGAUGCGCCCCUGAGUUCAAGUCCCGCGGAGCCCAGCCACCCGAGCAAAGUGGGGGGGUUCCCCGAGGCCACGGAGGCGCCGGCGGCAGGAGCGGGACCGACCCGGGAGAGAGCCGGGCCCCCGGGAGCUGCAGGAGCAGGAGGCAUGUUGCAGAACGUGAACCCCAACGGCAAGAUCCUCGGGGAGGGCAAUGCGGGCCUCGUGGGGCUGGCGGUGGAGACCGCGCCGGGGAAGCGCAUCCGCAAGCCCUCGCUGCUGUACGAAGGCUUCGAGAGCCCCACCAUGGCUUCCGUCCCGGCCCUCCAGCUGGCCUCCUCCAACCCGCCCCCUCCGGAGGUCUCCAACUGCAAGAAGCCAGGCCGGGUCACCAACCAGCUGCAGUACCUCCACAAGGUGGUGAUGAAGGCCCUUUGGAAACACCAGUUCGCCUGGCCCUUCCGCCAGCCGGUAGAUGCCGUCAAGCUGGGCCUGCCGGACUACCACAAGAUCAUCAAGCAGCCGAUGGACAUGGGGACCAUCAAGAGGAGGCUGGAGAACAACUACUACUGGAGCUCGGCGGAGUCCAUGCAGGACUUCAACACCAUGUUCACCAACUGCUACAUCUACAACAAGCCCACGGAUGACAUCGUCCUGAUGGCCCAAACUCUGGAGAAGAUCUUCCUGCAGAAAGUGGCCCAGAUGCCUCAGGAGGAACAGGAGAUUGUCAUCACGGUGGCCAAGAACAGCCACAAGAAAGGGGCCUCCCGGGCUGCAGCGCUCCAGGCGGCAGCCAGUGCCACCGCCCACCAAGUCCCUGCCGUCUCUUCCGUCUCCCACACGCAGCUCUUCCCCACCAGCACGGACAUCCCCACCACCAUUGUCAGUAUCCCCCACCCCUCCGUCAUCUCCACGCCGCUCCUGAAGCCCCUCCACGCCACGGCCGCCUCUCAGCCCGUCCUGGCGGUGCCCGCCCCUGCCCCGCCCGCGGCCAAGAAGAAGGGCGUGAAGCGGAAAGCGGACACCACCACCCCGACCCCCACGGCCAUCAUCGCCACCAGCGGUGGGGAGUCCUCCCCUUCGGCCACGGUGCUGGAGGUGAAGGCGGCCAAGAUCCCCGCCCGGCGCGAGAGCGGGCGCCCCAUCAAGCCCCCCCGCAAGGACCUCCCGGACUCCCAGCAGCACCAGACCUCCAAGCGCGGCAAGCUCUCGGAGCAGCUCAAGUACUGCAACGGCAUCCUCAAGGAGCUGGUGUCCAAGAAGCACGCGGCGUACGCCUGGCCCUUCUACAAGCCGGUGGACGCCUCGGCCCUGGGCCUCCACGACUACCACGAGAUCAUCAAGCACCCCAUGGAUCUCAGCACCAUCAAGCGCAAGAUGGAGAACCGCGACUACCACGACGCGCAGGAGUUUGCGUCCGACGUGCGGCUGAUGUUCUCCAACUGCUACAAGUACAACCCUCCCGACCACGAUGUGGUGGCCAUGGCUCGGAAGCUGCAGGAUGUCUUUGAGUUCAGCUAUGCCAAGAUGCCUGAUGAACCCCUAGACAUCAACCCCCCCUCCGCGUCACUCCCACAGCCGGGGCUCCUGGUGAAGUCCUCCACGGACGAGUCUUCCAGCGACGAAGAGGAAGAGGAGGAGGAGGAAGAAGGGGACGACGACGACAGCAGCAGUGAGAGCACUUCCGACAGCGAGGAGAGCUCCGACUCGGAGGAAGAGCGGGCCAACCGGCUGGCGGAGCUGCAGGAACAGCUGCGAGCCGUGCACGAGCAGCUGGCCGCCCUCUCCCAGGGACCAGUCUCGAAGCCCAAGAGGAAGCGAGACAAGAAAGAGAAGAAGAAAAAGAAGAAGUCGGAGAAGCGCAAGGCCAAAGGGGGAGACGAGGAAGCCCGGGCUCACCAGGCCCAGCUCAAGAAGUCGAAGAAGGCGGCGGGGGGCGGCGGUGGCGGCAGCAGCAGUUUGUCCCCCCCCUCCUCCAGGAACUCCAAGAGGGCCCUCCCCCCGCCCCUCCCCCCACUGUACGACUCGGAAGAGGAGGAGGAGAGCAAGCCCAUGACUUACGACGAGAAGCGCCAGCUCAGCCUGGACAUCAACAAGCUGCCGGGGGAGAAGCUGGGCCGGGUGGUGCACAUCAUCCAGUCGCGGGAGCCCUCCCUGCGCGACUCCAACCCCGAGGAGAUCGAGAUCGACUUCGAAACCCUCAAGCCCUCCACCCUGCGGGAGCUGGAGCGCUACGUCCUCUCCUGCCUGCGCAAGAAGCCCCGCAAGCCCUACAGCGAGACCUUGAAGAAGCCAGUGGGCAAAACGAAGGAGGAGCUGGCCCUGGAGAAGAAGCGGGAGCUGGAGAAGCGCUUGCAGGACGUCAGCGGGCAGCUGAACUCCGCCAAGAAGCCCCCCAAGAAAGCCGGAGUCGGCGCUGCAGCAGCAGCAGGGGGGUUGGUCUCCCGCCUGAGCGCCAGCAGCUCCAGCUCGGACUCCAGCAGCUCCAGCUCUUCCUCCUCGUCCUCCGACACGAGCGACUCGGACUCCAGCUAGGCGGCCACCGCUGCGG
Heteronotia binoei (common prickly gecko) is the source of this 2535-nucleotide messenger RNA. RefSeq names its product bromodomain-containing protein 2-like. Gene Ontology annotation, cellular component: chromatin; nucleus. Gene Ontology annotation, biological process: chromatin remodeling; regulation of DNA-templated transcription. The record is from RefSeq and is a predicted model, not a curated record. The transcript is spliced from 12 exons. NCBI's taxonomy places the organism in Eukaryota, Metazoa, Chordata, Lepidosauria, Squamata, Gekkonidae. The coding region runs from base 153 to 2519 and encodes 788 amino acids.